Molecule: messenger RNA, 882 nt
Organism: Peronospora matthiolae
Lineage: Eukaryota; Oomycota; Peronosporomycetes; Peronosporales; Peronosporaceae
Source: the annotation of a GenBank genome assembly
AUGACGGACAGCGGCAAGUGUGCGUUUGUUCUUGGGAUCGAGCUUUUGGACGGUGAAGAUGGCAGUGUGACACUAUGUCAGCGUCGGUAUGUCGAUGAUAUCCUCAAGCGCUUUGGCAUGGAUGAUUGCAAGGCAGUCGCAAGUCCAGUCGACAUGAGCUCUCGACUUGUUUCAAGUGAUGCAACUACCAAGGUCGAUGCUCCUUUUCGCGAAGCUGUUGGUGCGUUGAUGCACCUGACCACUGCAACGCGUCCGGACAUUGCGUUUGCUGUGGGCUAUGUGUCGCGGUUCAUGGAAAAUCCCCAAGAAGAACACUGGGUUGCAGUUAAGCGUAUCUUUCGCUACCUACAAGGCACCAAGACGCAUGGAAUUUGCUACAAGCCAAGUGCAAGGAUCGACUUCCGUGGAUAUUCGGAUGCGGAUUGGGCUGGUGAUCUUACCGACCGCAAGUCAACAUCGGGGUACACGUUCAUGCUACUCGGUGCGCCAGUCAGUUGGGGCAGCAAGAAGCAGCCAAGUGUUUCGUUGUCCACGAGUGAAGCCGAAUACAUCGCACUCAGCUUGGCGAUUCAAGAGGGCAAGUGGAUUCAUCGUCUGCUUUGUGAGAUCGUGAUGGCUGCCAAUGAAGAAGGACCGGAACUCAUGAUCCAUGAAGACAAUCAGUCGUGUAUCAAGAUGACGAAGAACCCAGUCAACCACGGCCGUGCCAAGCACAUUGAUAUCAAGUACCAUCACAUCCGUGAUGAGGUCAAGCGCGGUGAAGUGAAGCUCAAGUACUGUGAAACUGCGGUGAUGUUAGCGGACAUCAUGACGAAGGGACUUCACGGGCCACGCCACAAGGAGAUGACGGCGACUCUCGGGAUUCGUGAGCAUUCGGAUUGA